Messenger RNA from [Torrubiella] hemipterigena, 483 nucleotides. The record is from the annotation of a GenBank genome assembly. Lineage: Eukaryota; Fungi; Ascomycota; Sordariomycetes; Hypocreales; Clavicipitaceae.
AUGUUUAUCGAAAAGCGAGACGUUUUGGCACCACGACUUAUCUAUGAUGGUUAUUAUUAUUAUUGCGACGGUUUCUGGUGCUCCCAGACCGGAUUUAUCGUCAAGUGGUGCUUAGCUGGCGCCCUAGUACUCAUCGUCCUUCUUUGGACCGUUGGAGGUUAUCUCCAUGCUCGCAGCCGCAUCCGCAAGGGCCUCCCGCCACUAGCCUACCACCGAUGUCUCGUCGGUCGAAGAUAUUAUGCUCCAAACACCACAUAUGGUGCUCCGGUACGCAACGACAUGUACGGCGCCCAAGGCUACACCAUGAACCAGAUGCCUCCUCCUGUCUACGACCCUACAAGACCUCCUGAGUAUGCCGCACCUGGAGGAGCCACAAAAUCAGACUUGAACCCAAACCAACAAGUUGGUGCGCCCCCUAAUGAUUAUCAGCCUCCUGUUGGACCACCUCCCAGAUCGGUGCCUGGACCUGUCAGAUAUGGUUAG